AUGGCUCUCACCACGCAGUAUGAGGAUGAAGUGACCACGGAAGAUGAAGAGCUUGAGCGCAGGCCAAAUAAAAUCAAGGCUCUGUUUGCAUAUGAGGUUAUAUCUUUAUCCGACAGCGAAGAUAGCAACGGAUCCGAAACGAGGACCUCCAACGUCGGCAAUAAGGGAAAACGUAAAGCCAUCGAGCAAGUGGAAUGGUCGGAUGAUGAUGAAGACGAAAACCCGUACGAGAAAUUUAAGAAGAGGAAGUCCGAGAAACGCAAGAAAUUGAAUGCACAGAAGAAACGAAUAAAAGAACGCGCAAAAGAUGCCAAGGAGGCAAAGGAGAAGGGAGGAUCGUCCAAACAAAAAGAGAGGAUUUGGGGGGAAGAAUCAGAUUGUGAAAUGGACGAUGAAAUUCCUCAGUACCUACAGACUAGACGGAAAGAAUUCGAUACGAAGCUAGAUAAAAUGAAGAGCGCUGGCCUUCAGCUUCCCCCUGACUAUUCUGAUAUAUACUUUUCAGAUGAUGAACGCAUGGCAGAGCUCGAUGAACGGCCUGAUUUCCCAAGCACUGUAGAGCCAUCAAGACCCUAUGCAGAUAUAAAUAUGGAAUUAUCUAAUGAUGUUAUUCCUGCAUCUAUUGCACAGUAUCUUCGAGAUUAUCAGGUAGAUGGAGUCAAAUUUCUUCAUGAAAAGUUCGUUUACCAGAAAGGGGGGAUCUUGGGUGAUGAUAUGGGUCUAGGGAAGACUGUGCAGGUGGCCGCUUUCCUUACUGCGGCAUUUGGAAAGACAGGGGAUGAGCGGGAUGAAAAACGUAUGCGGAAAGUGAAGAAUAAAGACGAAGGACGAUGGUACCCUCGAGUACUCAUUGUGUGCCCUGGUUCUUUAAUCCAGAAUUGGAAGAAUGAACUGACGAGGUGGGGAUGGUGGCAUGUUGAAAAAUUUCAUGGGAAUGUGAAGGAGAAAGAGCCUGUACUUCGCAGUGCUCAAUCUGGCCGCGUCGAAAUCGUUAUUACUACAUAUUCAACAUAUAAGAAUUACAAGGAUGAACUGAAUACAAUUUCUUGGGAUUGUGUUGUAGCUGAUGAAUGUCAUCAGCUCAAGGAAAGAACGUCUCUUACGACACAAGCGAUGAAUGAAGUAAAUGCCUUAUGUCGCAUUGGACUUACAGGAACUGCUAUACAGAAUAAGUACGAAGAACUUUGGACGCUGCUUAACUGGUGCUCGCCUGGUAAGGUGGGCCCAUUGGCUACUUGGGUUUCGACCAUCUCAGAACCUUUACGGAUUGGACAGAGCCACGACUCCACUAAUCAACAGGUGAAACGAGCUCGGGAGACUGCGAAAAGAUUGGUCAAUAACCUUAUGCCUCAUUUCUUUCUACGGAGGAUGAAGACCUUGAUCGCCCAUCAACUUCCAAAGAAGACAGAUAGAUUGCUACCAUGUCCUCUUACUGAUCUUCAACGAGAUGCAUACGAGAGGUUUCUCGAAAGCGAUAUUGUGCAGCUCGUCAAAAGUCACGGCGAACCCUGUGAUUGUGGUAAUGGUAAGAAAUUAACGCGCGGGGCAUGCUGUUAUUCUAAAAUCUCUGGAACCAAUAUAAAAUGGCAGGCUAUGGUAUUUCCCAUCAUGACCACACUUCAGAAGUUAUCCAACCACCUGGCUCUUCUCUUGCCUAACGACGGUGAUCCCAGAGAGAAGCAAGAACGGGACUUAGAUUUCCUGCAGAAAAUGUUACCGGAUAGAUGGGAGGAAUUAUACAAAGCUCGAGAUUCAAUUGCAAAUCUGUCCAACCCCGAGUUUUGCGGCAAGUGGAAAGUGUUGAAGAAGCUUUUGAAACAUUGGCAUGAGGAAGGAGACAAGGUUUUAAUCUUUUCUCAUAGCGUCAAGUUAUUAAGGAUGCUUCAACAUUUAUUUCAGAGUACUAGCUAUAAUGUUAGCUUCCUCAGCGGUGAAAUGAAGUAUGAGGAUCGUCAGGAUACAGUGGAUGAUUUUAAUUAUGAUCCUAAUCAAUUCAUCUUCUUGAUUUCCACCAAAGCUGGAGGCGUUGGUUUGAAUAUUACCAGUGCUAAUAAGGUGGUUAUCUUUGAUCCUAAUUGGAACCCAAGUUAUGACUUACAAGCUCAAGAUCGAGCAUACAGAAUAGGUCAGCUUAGGGACGUCGAUUCAUUUCGACUGGUUUCCGCUGGGACCAUAGAAGAAGUUGUCUAUGCUCGCCAGAUAUAUAAACAGCAGCAAGCUAAUAUCGGAUACAAUGCUUCAAUGGAACGUCGAUAUUUCAAAGGUGUACAAAAUGCAGUAGGCCAAAAAGGGGAGAUAUUUGGAUUAGAUAACCUAUUGUCUUUCCACGCAGAAGAAAUUCUACUUCGAGAUAUUGUCAAUAAAACCAAUGUUGCGGAGACAAGAGCGGGUGUUGCAAUGGCCAGUUUUGAUGUCCAAGCAGCACUUGAUGACGAUGACAAUCCUCUACGAGCCGAUGAUGAUGAUCCUAAUGGCGCAAUGAGUCAACUGGCUGCCCUAAUCACUAAAGGCGAAAUAGAUAUCAAGCGCAAAAAGAAACCCACUCCCAAAUCCGACCCCAUUGCCGCAAUCCUAGCAUCAGCAGGUGUAGAAUACACGCACGAAAACUCAGAAGUAGUCGGCUCAUCAAAAGUCGAAGAGAGAUUAAGUCGUCGCGCGGAAGAAACAGGCGGUGAAAUCGGCUAUGGUGAAGAAAGACUUUUCAGACCCACAUCAUCAGGACACGCGGGAAAUGGAAAUAUACGCUAUGAGUUUCAUCCGCCGGAUGAUGUUAUGAAGAGACAGUUUUGUACGAUGGCCAAAACGUUCGGGUUUGCUAAUGCGACGGAAUUUGCGCUGGUAGUGGAAGGGUGGACGCAGAAACAGCGGACGGAUUUUUUGGAGAGGUUUUAUGCGAAGAGGAGGGAGAGGUUGGUGGAGUUGGAUAGGGAGGGGGAGGGAAGAGAAGGGAGAGAGAGAAUGGAGAGAAUGGAGAUGUUGAGGGAGGAAGCGAGGGUUGAUAUGGAUGGUGAGACGGAAACUGAUGAGGAUGAAUUGUAA
Sclerotinia sclerotiorum 1980 UF-70 is the source of this 3039-nucleotide messenger RNA. RefSeq lists its product as hypothetical. Gene Ontology annotation, molecular function: ATP binding; ATP-dependent chromatin remodeler activity. The transcript is spliced from 4 exons. The record is from RefSeq and is a predicted model, not a curated record. Lineage: Eukaryota; Fungi; Ascomycota; Leotiomycetes; Helotiales; Sclerotiniaceae. The coding region runs from base 1 to 3039 and encodes 1012 amino acids.